GAACAACGUAUGGCAAAGGUAUUAAUUGAAAAUAUGCGCAACGAAGAUGUGAGAGGAUCUACCUCUGCUAUAGAUGAUCAUAUAAAGCGGAAGCCUGAUGAGUCUCAUUCUCCGGAUAAUGAUGAAACGUUGACGAAAAGAACGAGAGUAGAAAUCGAAAGUCAAAAUACAACUAUUUAUGAUAAUGAUGAAAUAUCACCGCUAGUUAAUAUUAAAACAUUAACUUCGCCAAAGUCUUCUCCUGUCGAAUCUGAAGAAAUUAAAAAUAGAGACACAGAUGAUCUUAUUGGAUUCUUAAAAAAACGAGAAAUCACUGGUUGUGAUUUUGUCAAAAUGAACAAAGAAGGUUUCAAGGAAUGCAGUUUUGAAACAGGGCCAUCAAUGAGACUUGCGGAUGUUGCUAAGGAGCUUAACAACCAAAGUGGACCUGAAGCAUACCAAAUUCAACUUGUCUUCCUUUUGGCAGGAAGUGAUCAUUGA
Funneliformis geosporum is the source of this 480-nucleotide messenger RNA. The record is from the annotation of a GenBank genome assembly. NCBI's taxonomy places the organism in Eukaryota, Fungi, Glomeromycota, Glomeromycetes, Glomerales, Glomeraceae.